This is a messenger RNA of Saxophila tyrrhenica, 1539 nucleotides long. RefSeq lists its product as uncharacterized. Gene Ontology annotation, molecular function: catalytic activity. The record is from RefSeq and is a predicted model, not a curated record. The transcript is spliced from 3 exons. Lineage: Eukaryota; Fungi; Ascomycota; Dothideomycetes; Mycosphaerellales; Extremaceae. Bases 1 to 1539 code for a protein of 512 amino acids.
AUGAAGACCGACAACUACCUCACUCUCUGCCUCGAGCAGGCUGCCAAGUCUCCGCUCCACUACCGCCACGGCGCCAUCAUCGUGCGCGGCGGCAAGGUCAUCGGACAAGGCCACAAUGACUACCGCCCGGGUUACGACGGCGGCGCUCUCAAGCAUGGCCGCAUCGCCAAAGGCACCCUCCACGGACCCGCCAUCGCCAGCCUGAAGGAGAAGCUGAAGAAACAAAAGGACAAGCCAAAGGAGAGGCAGCAGCAGUAUCGAACGUCUCCCACCCCCCCCCGAGCCCACUUUCAUCCCCUUCGAAAGCUCCGGCGGCGGUCCUCACGCCAACACCCCGCUCUCCAUGCACUCCGAGAUGAUGGCCAUCCACAGCGCCCUCUCCACCUCUUCAACCCUGUCCUCGACGGCGUCCUCCGCGACUACGCCGCGAGCUGCUCGCCGCCUACGUCCACACCGUCUGCGCGACCAGCCCCCGCACCGGCCGGGAGCAGGUUCAAGAGUGUGGUUUUGAAGCUGCCGCAUUUGGACCAGACGGUGAGGGAGCGGGGGCGCUGCAACGACAACAAGGGGGAACGGGGGGACGACACCAACGGGGAGGACGAGGAGGAGCUGCGCGAGUUGAAGGAGAAGGGUCGGGCGUUUCACGGGCACGUGGGUGGAGAGAAACAUCAUCAGAAGGGGAAGAGGAAAGGGACGAAGAAGGGUGGGCGGAAUCAGAAUGGGUGUCAGUACGAGGGGUACGGCCGGUGUGGACAACAGAUACAACAGGAUGCGGUACAACAGGUGUCUGCGUCUAGUGGGUCUGCGGAGUAUGUGAUACGAGGGUAUGAUCAGCAGGGAUAUGGUAUUGAGGGUAUGACUGCGCCGGCAAAGCUUGUGAAGCAGUAUGGCAAGGCUGAGAAGGACUAUAAGAGGUCAGGCAAGAUGAGGCCGAAGCUUGACGAGACAGGGCAGCCCGCGCCAUUGCUUCUACCAAAAGGCAACACCGGAACCACAAGCAGUUCGGUCAAUGACCGCAAGAAGAGUCCGAGACUAAAGGGUGCUGAUAUCUAUGUGACUCGGCUGGGCUGGUGCAAAGGACCGGCUCAGACUCCACGGACACGUGCUGCGCCCGCCGUGGCUCCCGUAGAAGCGCACCCUUCUCCUACCGACUCCGAGGAUCUGUCUUCCAGCACGUCCUCCCUGACCUCAGGCUCCCUGCACGACGAGCUCAUCAACCGCGACCCCUCGCCCAGCCCCUCCACCCAGCCCAAACCUGCCGACACAGCCGGCAACACGCAGCUCGUCCGCGCCUCCCGCCCCUGCUACCGCUGCAUCUCAUACAUGCACUCCGUCGGCAUCAAGCGCGUGUUCUGGACAAACGACGCUGGCGAGUGGGAAGGCGGGAAAGUUCGCGACUUGGUCGACGCGCUGGAUUGUUCGAUGGAGAGCGUGGCGGCUGGUGAGGGGGACAAGGGCGGGCCAAUGGGGAAUGGGGUGUUCGUUACGAAGCAUGAGGUGUUGAUGUUGAAGAGGAUGAUGGGGCAGCAGGGUGGAUGA